AUGACAUCCCCAUUGAGUGCAACACAAAUUUCAAUCAAUGGCACAGAAAGUGCGAGUCUGCUCGCCAACAAUGCCGCACGGCGCCCGCCACGGAAGAGCACGCUUACACAGCAACAAAAAAAUCAAAAACGACAGCGUGCUACGCAGGAUCAAUUGAUGACCCUCGAAGUUGAGUUCAACAAGAAUCCUACCCCCACGGCCGUGGUGAGAGAGCGAAUAGCUCAGGACAUCAACAUGACUGAGCGCUCGGUCCAGAUUUGGUUUCAAAAUCGACGCGCAAAAAUCAAGAACAUUGCAAAGCGAAGCAUCGAAAGCGGAGAGGAUUGCGAACACAUCCCCGACUCAAUGCGACAGUACCUCGCAAUGCAACCGUACGGCCAGGCGAAAGGCUUCGCGCCGGGUCUCCUUGGUCGUGGUGGACCAGCGUUCUCUCCUUAUGGUGGAUCCGCUCUCGGCAUGAAUGCUGACGCCACUUCCGGCAAAGUCGUCAUCCAACACUUCCACUGUCGUUCUCUCACCAUCGGUACGUGGCGCCGGAUCGGACAGAGCUCAAUGGAUCUCGUGAUCUUCUACUCUCCAGACAAAGCCUGCGUCACAUACUACAUCAACAACGAGAGCGCAGGCUACAAGAUUGAGUAUCCUUUCGCAUGGAUCAAGAACAUUACGCUUGAGCAGGGUGACGUUUCCGCCGCGGCGGAGGGUUCCUCGCAGCGCUCGGGAGGACUCAUCAUUGAGAUGACCCGUGCGCCAAAGUUUUACAUGGACGGAUCUGGCAGCGGCGGAUUCUACGAGUGCGGCGAUUUCUCCGAGGAUCAACAAGCCAGCACUGUAAUGGUGCACCAACUGGGCGGCCCAUCCAAAGUUCUCAGCGGUCAGUUGGCAAAGCUCAUCUCCCUCGAGGCUUACCAGAAUCGGCACUCGAUCUUCGAUCAGUCUGUAUUCGCAGUAUCUGCCCCAGUUUCACCUAUUCAUCACCGCCCUGCCAGUCAGCCCAACCACAUGAUGCACCCACACAGUGGCAUGCAUCUGUUCCCACCUCACGAUCCCAAUGCUGGGUUGAUGGGUCCGCCAGGUCCUCGUGGUCAUAAGCGUCAGCGAAGUCGAUCCGUGCCAUGUGCAAUUGACUUCUCCAUGAUUCGGCACCCAAUGCCGUCCUUCCUGAUCCAACAAGACGGCCAAGCGGCACAACAGCCACUCCAAGAUCCGUCCAUUUUCCAUCCCGUCCCACAGCAUCAACACUCCAAUGGAUUUGUGGCUGGCGCAACAGGCCCUCAUUUGAGUCUCGACACCUCAGCCGGUUACAACAUGGGGAUCCCUUUCAACGGGCCUCUAUCUGCUGCCUCUGCGACCUCUCCAAGCGACUUUGGACCGCCGGCAUGGUUUACCGGCGCAUCUCACGUUGAUGGUAUCCAGCCGAAUCAUUUGCAUCCUAAUUUCCAGAAUGGCUUCCUCGCUGUGGACCCCGGUGCGAUGCUCGGUACCAGUCACACACCACUCUCCAUGGUCAGUCAUGGCGAUCCUGCAAUUGUAGAUCACUCGCCUCCAUUGAGCGGUGUUGGGCGCAGUCAAAGCGCAGACAUAUUCGGCGGGUCGGGCGAGAACGCACAGCUCGACGAAGAAAGUUUAUAUCUUUCCGACGCUUUCAACAAGCAAAUCGCCUUGCCGUUCAGAGGAUCCGUAUCGGAAGAGCCUUUCCAUUCGCCCAUGCCGGAGGGAAUGUUCACAUUUCAAACACCUCCAGGCAAUGGCACAGAGAUGCAAGCCCACCUGAACAUGAGCGGACCUAGUCAGCCAAGCUUCCAGAGCCCUCCAGGUCAACAGCAAGACAUGUCUGCUUUCGACUCGCCUUCACAGCACAACCAGGACAGCGCCAUAGCCUUCUCGACCUCAUCACAGGGAUCUCAAGACCAAGCAGCUAUGUUCAACAGCCCUAAGGACGGAGGCGUGAUGUACCAGGAUGGAAAGAUGUAUGCUAGCCCCGGGCAUUUACAACAGGCUUCCGAAGAGCAUGGCAUGUUCCAUCAGAGCCCUGUGGCUAACGGUGCCAUGACCCAGAGCUUUGACAUGAACGGCCAACCAAUGUACAGCUUUGUCGAUCCCACCAACCUUGGCCACGCUCAGCAAUAG
Molecule: messenger RNA, 2127 nt
Organism: Dissoconium aciculare CBS 342.82
Lineage: Eukaryota; Fungi; Ascomycota; Dothideomycetes; Mycosphaerellales; Dissoconiaceae
Exons: 2
Coding region: 1-2127 (708 amino acids)
Biological process (GO): cell differentiation; regulation of transcription by RNA polymerase II
Molecular function (GO): DNA-binding transcription factor activity, RNA polymerase II-specific; RNA polymerase II cis-regulatory region sequence-specific DNA binding
Source: RefSeq, a predicted model, not a curated record